Molecule: messenger RNA, 2068 nt
Organism: Moneuplotes crassus
Lineage: Eukaryota; Ciliophora; Spirotrichea; Euplotida; Euplotidae
Source: the annotation of a GenBank genome assembly
UAAAUAUAUUGGAUAGUAUUUAUAAAUGGGAGGAAAUAUCUGUAGAAGCAAGAGUACCAAGAAGAUGCCUUUCGUCGAUAGGAUCGUGCUCGGUCCCAUGGAGUCAUACUCACAAUAUGGCCAUUUUCCAUGGCACUUUUUGGCACAUAUCCUUUGUCUUGUUUUUAUUACUGCACAGAUAAUGCUAAUCAUAGCUCCAACAGGAGAGUACACUUCAACACAAAUGCGAGUUAUUUACCGAAUGUUCCUUGACCCAGAAGAUAGUUUCGAAGGAAUGGACUAUCUAAACUUUCGGCACUUCUUUGACUAUGAAGAACUAAGAGAAUAUGUCAAGACUUCCAUCAAAACUUAUUAUGAUCUUCCGAAUCUUGGCAAGUUGGAGCAAUAUAGACACAUUUAUAUCCACAAUGAAGGGCAGGAGAUAGACGUCAUCGAGCCACCAACCAUUGAAGCUCUAUUUAUAAGGAGCAGAUUUAGAAAAGCUUUCCCAGAGAUGAACUUCAGACCUACUCCUGAUGAUUUUGGUCCAUUCGAUCUUCCAGGGAACCAGUUGAGACUAUUCUUAUCAAACCUGACAAAUUUUCAGAUAAAUUAUAGAAUAAAGCAUCGGUUGCCAACCUCGGCAGCUGCUCCUUUCGACUGAUUUAUUUGGACUGUUUCUCAAGACUUCAGUUUCUUUGAUAGAAACCAUGUUACCCAAAGAGUAGACCUGGAUAGAAGUUAUUGCCCAGCAGGAGAAACUGGAACUGAUUUCCUCAGCAGAUACAUAUGGCUAAAUGUAAUCGUUAUCGCUGUCUCCCUCGCCUCAAUCAUUGCUCACUUCCUCCUCCUUGCUGAUAUGAAUAGACACUUCCACCAAAUGAUCGAGCAGUAUAUUGACCACAGAAAGAAGGAGAGAACCAAGCUAAGGAAGGAUUUAAAAGAAUUCGAAGAGGAAAGUGAAAUGGAAAAUUCUUUAAUUCCUGGUCUUACUCAAUCUCAAAAGAUUGGUCCCAACAAUAAUUUUGCUCGAGCUACUAUGUUGUACGAGACUGUUGUAAAGGAACGCAAGAUUCCAGACCAUGACAAGAUUGAUGACCUUGAGCAAGAUGACAUUAAUUUGAUUGAAGGUAACGAUUCUUUGAUACAACAAAUAUCUAUCUUGGAGAAAUUCACUAUGGCUGGGAAAUCCCAUUCGGUUAUAUGGGUCUUUUCAAUAAUUAUUGCAGAGAUCAUGAACAUCAUCGGCUCUAUUUUCCUGACUAUAAAUACAGUGAACACUGUCAGAUCUGCAGAGGUCUUGCUAGGGUUUGGAUCCCUGAUAAUCUGGGGCUCAAUGAUAAAAUAUAGUGAGAAUUAUAAAGGAUACAAUAUCAUCACGAACACCAUGAUCAACUCUAUAUGGGCAUUAGUGAAGGCAUUCAUUGGAGUAUUCCCGCUUAUAAUAGGGUGUACUCUCAUGGCUCAUUGCUUCUUUAAUCCUCACAAUAGGUACGCAGGGGGAGCUUAUUCGUUCUUCUCCCUCUCAGCGCUGAUGUUUGGGGAUAGUAUUUUCGAUAUCUGGUACCAAUCAAUGAUACAUGUGAUCUUCUUCUCACAGAUUUUCUAUUACAUCUUCGUGUUCAUCUCUAUCAGUGUGAUUAUCAACGCAUUUGUGAUGAUUGUUGGAGACGGAUAUGAAGACUCUAAGGAUUAUGAGAAACACGAUUGGAUUGAUAAGGAACUUCCAGAACCUAAAACUAAUCAUGAAAAGAAGAUCUACCUCUUCAUGAAGAUCCUUCAGAAAGAUUUUGAAAUUUGCAAAGAAGCUAACAUCCAUCACAAAAUUGAAAAAUUGGAGAAGAAGGAAGGCAAAAAGAUUUCCAAGACUGAAGAAGAGCUUUUUGAAGAAGAACAAGCUGGCAAGUCUAUGGAAUACCAUACUCGGAAAGUUAUCUCCUUGCUUGGAGAGAUCAAAGAGGCAUAUGAAGAGGAGAAAGAUGAAGGUGAUAACCAAUUCAUUGACCAACAAUACCACCAGCUUUGAGAGGAUAUAGACGAAAUUCUCAAGAAUAAUAAACCUCUUGAUGAUAAAAGCUUCUACUUUUAA